Molecule: messenger RNA, 647 nt
Organism: Tachysurus vachellii
Lineage: Eukaryota; Metazoa; Chordata; Actinopteri; Siluriformes; Bagridae
Gene: mrpl27
Product: mitochondrial ribosomal protein L27
Exons: 4
Coding region: 36-479 (147 amino acids)
Biological process (GO): translation
Cellular component (GO): mitochondrial large ribosomal subunit; ribosome
Molecular function (GO): structural constituent of ribosome
Source: RefSeq, a predicted model, not a curated record
CAUUUCGUCAUCGCUGCGUCAGGACGUAUUUCAAAAUGGCGGCGCUCGUGUCCUUGUUAUUAAGACCCAGAGCUGGUUUUCUCAUGUCGUCUCAGACACCAGCGAUUCUCACAAGCAGACCUGCGUCUAAAAAGUCUGGAGGCAGCAGCAAGAACCUGGGAGGGAAAAGUCCGGGUCACAGAUACGGCUUUAAGAAACAAGACGGAGACUUUGUUCGAGCAGGUAACAUCCUCGCCACACAGAGGCUCAUGCGCUGGCAUCCUGGAGCUCAUGUCGGCAUAGGGACGAACAACACGCUGUACGCUCUGGAGGACGGGACGGUCCGCUUCACUAAAGAACUGUACGUUCCUCUUCCUCGCAGCACCGAAGCUCGGGACCUGAUCCCCAAACUGCCCAGAGGAGCCUUGCUCUACAAGUCCUUCAUCAACGUUGUCCCCACAAAGCAGGAGAACAACUUCAAGCUAGUGGACAUGGUCUAAGACACGGUGAUGACCGAUGUUCAGACUCCCAGGACUGACAAAUGUGUGAUAGUUACAUGUGGUGGAGUGAUGAUGCAUCUGUGAUGUCACCAGACUUUCUUUUUUUUUUUUUACUAAGUUAAUAAAUAAAUAAAUAAAUAAAUAGAAUAAAAUAUCAUAUUUCUCAAA